Molecule: messenger RNA, 3077 nt
Organism: Saprolegnia diclina VS20
Lineage: Eukaryota; Oomycota; Saprolegniomycetes; Saprolegniales; Saprolegniaceae
Exons: 1
Coding region: 23-2977 (984 amino acids)
Biological process (GO): peptidyl-threonine phosphorylation
Cellular component (GO): cytoplasm
Molecular function (GO): protein serine/threonine kinase activity
Source: RefSeq, a predicted model, not a curated record
CUUCAAGCAGCAGCAGCCAACCAUGGAGCCGCACGCCGAAGCCGAGCCGUCGACAUUCGAGAAGCGCCCGGUCGUCGACCUCUUCCUCGUCUGCGACACCACCGGAUCCAUGGGUUCGUACGUGGCGUCGCUCAGCAGCACGAUCAACCAAGUGUUUGCACUCACGGAGCUCCUCUUCAACGGCCGCCUCAAGCUUCAUGUCGUGUCGUACAAGGACUACUGCGACGACGCCGCCGUCUUGACGAGCGUCGGGCAGCGCACGCACUCGAACGACGAGAUCAAGACGUUCGUCGCCAAGCUCCGCCCGAGCGGUGGCGGGGACUACCCGGAGGCCGUCAAGACCGCUCUCAACGCCGUCGUUGCCACCAUCAACGCGGUCCAGGCCACCGAUGCGGUCGUCUUCUUGUACACGGAUGCGCCGCCGCACCACCCGGCCACGACGUCCGCGUACUUGAAGCAAGAAGUCGCAGCGAUUGCCGGUAACCCGGCGUACACCGCCGGAAGCGACUGGUUUGGGAUUCAAAAGACGCUGCAGUCCAAGCGUGUCCCGGUGUACACGUUUCAUUCGAACCACUACACGCCGGAGGCGACGAUGUCGUCUGCCGUCUUCUACGCCCUCUUGGGUCCCGUGACCGUCCUGACGUCACGGACGCCGACGAUGAUCACAAAGUCGACGAUUGGUCUCCUCCUCCAGCUCAUGGGCCAGGACUUUGCGUGCGCGGACGAGUUGCGCGUCACCAACAUCUCGCGCACCGGCGUGCACUUGGACCCGACGUUCACGGCCGAGAAGGAAACGCAGCUUGGCAGCAUUCACGGUCUGACUUCGUCCACCCAGCCGUUUUCGUUCGAGUCGCAUGCUAGCAUGGUCGAAGACCUCGGUCAGCUCCCCGUGCUCUUCAAGUCCAACGAGGCUUUCCGCAACUUGGUCUACGCAACGUUUACAGAGGUGUUUACGCCCGAGAACGUCCUGUCGCUGACGUACAACCCGGUACUCGGGAAGCUCUGGCGCCUCGUGUGUGGUCGUCGCCUCGACGAGCGCCUUCAGACUCUCUCGACGCAGCUCUCGACGUGCAUCCCGGCGCUCAGCGAGACUGAUAAGCGCCAGGUGCAGGAGUGGCUCGACGCGUCUCACGACAACAGUGACUUCAUCCACGACACGCUUCGGGCGCUCCCGAGUGGCGCUAGCUACGUGCUCGAGGCAGCGGCGUUCUCGAUCGACAAGGACGACGUCCGGUCACUCGCUCGGGCGCCCAACCCCGGCGUCCUUGCCGCCGUGCAGUCGCUUCUCACGCACUUGCGCAUAUACCCGUCGGUCGAGACAGCGAUGGACGAGGCGUCCAUCAUGCAUCUCCCAGAGACCAUCUCGAACGAGCACCUCUUUUCGUUUCUGCCGCACUUGAUUUUGCCCGGCACGACCUUUUCGACCAAGGGUGCAGCGGUCAUGGCGCUCCUCUGCUGCCUCUCGGAGAACGCGCUUCUUGCGCAGCGCGCCGAGGCGUAUCUGACGUCGAUCCGCGGGCGCUGGAUUCCGCUGGACAACGUCGUGGACUUUCCCGAGGUUCUCUCGCUCGAGUUUAUCAAGCUGCUUUACCGCGGCCGCGCCUACUUGACCGAGAAGGAAGCGCGAAUCUACACGCAGCUCUACCACGUGCACCGGCUCCGGCUCGCAGCCACCAAGGACGUCGAUGUCACGCUCGGGUUUUCGCCGACCAAGACGCAGCUGUGGCCUGAUACCAAGGUGCGCUGUGCUUCGUGCGGCGUCGACACGAGCUGCUCGCUCAUGGUGACACCCGACAUGUGCGCGCUCUGCUUUACAUCGGGCGUCGAGGAAGCCAAGGCCAUCCAGGCCAAGGCCGCCGUGCCCGGCGCCAACUCGCACCUCGUCGAGUGCCGGGGCUGCCACGGUCUGUACGCUGUCGUUCAAACCGACCUUCUCAACAUUACGCCCAAGUGCUUCUACUGCCGCACCGGCGCCAAGCACAAGCCGGCGAUGUACCACUGCAACGGGUGCUGGAACGACUUUGUCGACCCCGCCGGGCUCUACGCGGCCGUGCACCCCAACGCCUGCGCCGUGUGCACGGCGACGCCAGCGAAAGCCACCGCGCCGACGACGCUCACGCUGCAGGCGCUAUUGACGGCCAACCCGGGUAUCCUCGCCGACUUGCAGUGGACACGCCCGACGACCGCUGCGUCGUUUGCAGCCAUGGCCUUCGACCGAACCAUCAACUACUUCAAGAUGUUUACGCUCAAACACGAUCUGCUCUUCAGCGCCAAAGAGGCGACGAACCAAGCGCUAACAACGCAGGUGAUCGUCGACGGCAAGCGAGUGCACAACGCCGACGCGCUCGUGGCGUCGAUCCGCGACACGGUCGUGUCCGGGACGCUCAAGGACGUUUGCAACCUCUGCUUUGACGAGCUGACGCUGCCAGCGCUGACGUCGGCAUGCGGACGCUGCAACACCAAGUGCUGCGAGCCGUGCCUGUCGCGGUGGUACGGCGCCGUGCAGCCGGGCAAAAUGGUGCUCGCGUCCACCCUCGGGUGUCCGUUCUGCCGUCGCCAGCCGACGCUCGGUGUGCUCCGCAAGCACAACCGGCAGGCCUGUGCGCUCGUCGCGUCCAAAAUGACGUGGCGCGCAGAUAUGUACUAUGGCUGGUGCCUCGGCUGCUACAAGGUCAAGGAGCUCAUCGAGCGCACGUGCGCGGUCGAGCCGCCGUACGACGUCGCGACGUUCCGCUGCACCGAGUGCGUCGCCGCGGCCACCGCCCGGGCUGCUACCACUGGUACGGUGACGCCCGUGACGGUGGCGUGCCCUGGCUGCUCUGUCGAGACGGAGAAGACAGGCGGCUGCAACCACAUCACGUGCAACUGCGGCCAGCACUGGUGCUACGUGUGUGCCGCCGGCUUUGACUCGGCCGACGACGUCUACGAGCACCUCUACGCGACGCACCGCGGCAUCUAUGAUUUUGACGACGAAUAAUUUUCACAUGACAAAGUAAAAGGAUACAUAGUCUGCGUUUUCUCAGUUAAUCUCAGUUAAUAUCAAGUGCUUCGAGCCCCUCACUCCCGCCAAAGCUCAC